AUGUUGUUGAAGAGUGUGUGUUCACAAAACCUUCAUAAUAUUGAACCCCAAACAAUAACAGAACAUUCGGUGGUAAAACACGUGCUACCUCUCACCGUGACGCGGACGGAGCUGGACGGCGAGCUAGUCUGCAACGUGUCAUCUGCCGCCCUCGACAAUCCCAUCAUAAGGACACUCAAAUUGGAUGUCAGAGUACCACCAAACAAGAUAGCGAUAUCGGGAGUAGGCGAACAUGUGACGCAAGGAACGCUGUUGACGCUCAUGUGCAGUGUUUCAGGCGCUCGUCCUGCUGCCACCAUCGAGUGGUUCAACGGCACUGAACUACUGACACCAGCAAGUCAAAAUAUACAGGUGAAGAUAUAUCUACUUGUUCUAGAUUAG
This is a messenger RNA of Pieris macdunnoughi, 381 nucleotides long. The record is from the annotation of a GenBank genome assembly. NCBI's taxonomy places the organism in Eukaryota, Metazoa, Arthropoda, Insecta, Lepidoptera, Pieridae.